AGAAGUUUUAUUUUAAAGAAAGAAACGCAUAGAGUUGCUUCAGCUAUAAAGCAGACUAGAUCUGAUCAAGAACGCACCAAGAUCUGUCCUGCGGUGAGCUGUCCAAUAAGACAGUUUAUCGGUUAACACAAUUACUUCCAACGGGUUCUUCCAACGACUAUAGAUGCGAGAUUCAAAUCACACUGCACUAGGCAAGAGAACUAAAAUGCAAAUAAACCCUUGGAUUCUCAAUUUAUUCCAAAAUUGCUCCAUCCUAAUAUUAUUCUAAUACUUAAUAAAGAACUGGGCAUGCUGUAAAUCAGAAACAAAAAUAGAAAUUGCUGGAAAAACUCAGCAAGUCUGGCAGCAUCUGCAAUUUCUGUUUUUGUUUAUUCAAAUACUUGGAGCAUACUUUUUUUUUUACAUAAUAUCCCACAUCUGGUUUUUGCUGUAAUGGUGCGCUUAGUUAACACAGUGCACACGAAGCCUGCCAACAGCUAGUGCAGGCGGUUGGAGGGUCAAUAUCGGGACUGAAGUCUUUCCCGGAUAUUGCAAAUGACAGACUUCUGUUCCUUAGUUAUCUCUGCCUGUUGUUAGGAUCAACUGGGCUAAUCUUAACGAGAUUUCGUACCACGGCUCAUUAAAUACUUAAAAUCCGACUGAAUGCGAACAUUAAAACAAGUGUAAUGCAAUUUUGUUACAGUUUAUUAGUAUUAAAACAUCAAUGACUCUUCAAGCUACAAGAUCCAUUUUGUUGACAGCCAUAAGCAGUUCUCUCCCUUCACAAUCAUAACCUAUAGAAUCCCUUGAAUGUAACUAACGAUUCACUUUCUAAAAUCGCCUUUAAAAAGAUUAUAAGGCUUUACUGCGCUGGUGAUACGUUACAAUUUAAGGAUGCACAAUCUUUUAAAUUCGAAAAUCUAGCAUUAUUAUCAAAAGCCAGAAAUUUAAAUAAAAAGCAAAUCUUUAGAGUCAAAAGAUCUUUAGUUUAAUUGCAAUUGUGAAGAGAAAUGAUAAUACAACAAUGAAAAUGUAAUGCUCACAGAUCAGUACAAAUAAUGCGGAGGAGACUAACAUACAACUCCGAAAUUAAAUCUCUCAUAGCGCUGUGAUUGGCUCUGAUCUCCUGUAAACUCAAUUAACGAAAUAAGCUGGAUAAGGACAUGAAUAGGAAAAGUUUGUAAGGAUAUGGGCCAAAUGCAGGCAGAUGGGACUAGUUUGCUUUGGGAACUAGGCGUGGACUAGUUUAAUCGAAGGAUCUGUUUCCAUGCUGGAGGGCUCUAAGUGAGCGUUAGGUGGUUCCGACAACUGCACAACCACACAAGCAAUUUAUCUUCUGGUUUGAGUAUAUGGAGUAAAUUUCGUAAAAUAAACAAUGACUUUAAGCAAAUUGCAGAAUUUUACGACUGGAAGAAUCUAUACGAAUACCGCUCUGAAGUAACGGGAGUCUGAAGAUCGUGGAGAAUAAUUGGCUACAAAAUAAAACGAUUGUUAAAUGUGUUUCUAAUUGCGGCCAAAAGUAAAACAAAAACAGGCGAAGUUCAGUAUGAAACUCUCGUCAAUGUUGAACAUUUGUGAACUGUUUCUUUAAACAAAAUUUGUCUUCAGUUUGUUGGGGCGAGUUAAAUUUGCAAAUGUCCUGAACAUCAAAGACAACAUUUGCUCGCCCUUGAGAGGAGAGGAUUGGCCACUGACUUUCUUAUUUGCAUGAUAUUAGCAAUAAAACGACCCCAAGCAGUAGGGGUACUCAAGACGGACAUUUGACUGUCAGUGUAAUUGUUUGCACGUAGUGAUAGGAGAGCAACGUGCUUUCAGUGCACCAAGAAAGUUUAAUCUGGACACUUUUCCUGAGUGAAGAGUCUGCAGAAUGAGCCCUGAGAGAGGUAGAAGCAGGGUUGCUGGUGUCCCGGGCUGCAGUCCCUCCAGGGAGCCCUGCUUCCUGCUUCUUGUCCUCCUCCUCGCUCCGACGAUGAGUGACUGUAAAACGGUCAGAUAUUCCACGUACGAGGAGCAAGAGCCCGGCACCGUGAUCGGAAACCUGGCCACCGAUCUGCAGCUGGAGGCGGCCGGCGGGGCCGGGGGCCAGAGCGGUUUCCGACUGAUGCCCGAGUAUAACGGCUCGGUCCCGGUGAGGGUCGGGGAAAGGGACGGGCAGCUGACGGUAGGAAGCCGCAUUGACCGGGAGCAGCUUUGCGAGGAGCGGGAGCCGUGCCUGCUGCUCCUGGAUGUGGUGAGCUUCUCCCGGGACAAGUUCCUCCUGAUCCAUGUGGAGAUCCAAGUGCAGGACAUUAAUGACCAUUACCCCGAGUUCCCCCAGCCCGAGAUCGAGCUAGAAAUCUCCGAAAGCUCAGCACCGGGGACCCGGCUCCCUCUCCCCGCGGCUCUAGACGCCGACACCGGCUCCUACUCGGUGCGGGGCUACGAGCUCUCGGUGAACGGUCACUUGGAGCUGGAGCUGUCGGACGGUGCAGGCAGCGGCGGGGUCCAGCAGCCGGUACCGGCACCGACGCUGCUGUUGGUGAAGCCUCUUGACCGGGAGAGUGAGGCCGAGCUCAGCCUGAAGCUGAGAGCCCGGGACGGGGGUAAUCCACCUCGGAGCGGGGAGGCCCGGCUCCGGGUGCGGGUCCUCGAUGAGAACGAUAACGCUCCGGCCUUUGGGAGCGGCUCCUUGGAGCUCGAGCUGCGGGAGGACACGGCCCCGGGUUCGCUGCUGCUGCAACUCGAGGCCCGGGACCCGGACCAAGGCCUAAACGGCGAGCUCCGGUUCACCUUCAGCCCGAGGGUCGAGGCGGACGCUCGGCGCCUCUUCCGCCUGGAGCCGCGCUCCGGCCGCUUGAGCCUGAACGCGCAGCUCGACCACGAGGCGCGCGCCCGCUUCGAGCUGGAGGUGGAGGCGCGCGACCGCGGCGCCAGGCCGCGCGCCUCGAGCUGCCGGGUGGCGGUGCGCGUGCUCGACGUCAACGACAACGCGCCCGAGAUCCGCGUGAGCGCGCUCGGUCCCGGUCCCGGAGAGGCCUCGGGCCUCGCGUCCAUCACCGAGGCGGCGGAACCGGGUAGUUUCGUGGCGCUGGUGAGUGUGUGGGACCGGGAUUCAGGAGCUAACGGCCGCCUCUCGGUAUCACUGCUCGGGCCCCGGGAGUUACACUUACGGCCGGCUUAUGGCAUUAACCACUACAUGAUCGUGACGGCGGAACGGCUCGACCGGGAGCGGGACACCGAGUAUAACGUGACGCUGGUGGCCGAGGACCAAGGCCCGGAUCCCCGCCGGACGGUCAGGCCUUUCACCGUCACCGUCACCGAUGUGAACGACAACGCGCCCGCCUUCCCCCGCUCCGUCUACCGCCUGUCGCUGGCGGAGAAUAACCUGCCCGGGGCCCAGCUCGGUACCGUCCGGGCCCGUGACCCUGACCUGGGCCCUAACGGCCGCCUCACUUACCGCCUGCUGCAGCCGCACGAGGGGCCGGGGCCGGGGCCUGGGCCGGGGCCUGGCCUGCAGCCUCCGGCCGUCGCUGUGGAGCCUCACACCGGCUCCUUGUACGCGCUCCGCUCCUUGGACCGUGAGGAGCUGCCCGAGCUCGAGCUGCUGCUGCAGGCGACAGACGGCGGUUCCCCGCCGCUCAGCGGCUCCACCACCGUCCGCCUGAUCAUUACCGACCGGAACGACAACGCUCCGUUCAUCACUCACCCGCCGCCGCCUCCUCCAUCUCCCGGGAACCGCUCCGCCGCUCCCGCUCCCGCCAAGAUGGCGCUGCCCGGGGGCGCGCCCCGCGGUUACCUGGCGGCGCGCGUGCGGGCCCAGGACGCGGACGAGGGGCCGAACGGCCGCCUCAGUUACCGGAUCGUGAGCGGGGAGCCGCCCGGGCUCUUCACCAUCCGCCCCGACACCGGGGACGUGUACCUGGGCCGCCCGCUCUCCGUGUCCCCCGCCGGGCCCGGGCCCGGGGCCUUCAGCCUGGUCGUGGCCGUUAGUGACGGCGGCCUGCCCCCGCUGUCCUCCACCGUCACCGUGAGCUUCACGGCGGGGCCCGGGCCUCGGCCCGCUCCAGCUCCCUCCGGCUCCCCGGGACCGGCACAGCGGAGCUGGGACACCUCCUUCACCGUCAUCGCGGUGCUGGCCGCCGGCUGCGUGGCCUUGCUGCUGGCCAUCGUCGGUAUCGCCUCGACCUGCGGCACCGGAGACAAGAGCCGGGGCGGACACGGUGGCGGGCGGCCGCCCCAAGCCUUGGACCCCCGGCCCGACGCUGCCCGUCCCCCGUCCCCGGGCGGAUUGCACAGUGACGGAGAUUCGGAAGAGGCGAGGAAGGGAGUGUCUCUCCUGGAAACACAGCAUCAACUCCCUGGCAACACUCAGGAGAGCUUUAUGCCAGAGCCUGAUGUCAAUCAUGGAGCCUUUUGUACAGUUGCCUUUCAUCAAAAUAUCAAGACCCAUGUAUGUCCUGGACAAGAUGUAUUCAGCGGAAAAGACAGUGGGAAAGGAGAUAGUGACUUCAAUGAUAGUGAUUCUGACAUAAGUGGUGAUGGAUCAAGAAAAGGACAUGCAGUAAUUGAUCAAAGGCAGAAUGGUGUGUUCCCCUGUCGUAAGAAAAGCCAAACGCCUUGCAGUUCUGACCCCCAUUACAACUUGACCUCUCAAACGACAGAAUGUGGAAAAUUCUCUUCUCACUCAAAACAGAGCUAUGUGCUUGCUUAUUCUUCAAUACCUGCAACGUUACUGCAUUCAUCUAGUGGUGCAGUCUCUUCCAUUCUACAGGAUCAGCCAUUAAAAUAUACUCAGCAGUAUGGCCACGUAACAAGGUCGGAACCUCAAACUUCUGAAAGUGUUUUAUCUAGAGAAUCUGGAAGGACAGGACCCUCACUUCACCCACCUGUGAUACAGAGACCUUUUAAAACAACUUCAUCAGCAUAUAAUGCUUCCGGUCAAAGAUACCAAACCAGUUAUCUUAAUACAGCCCUCUCUGAAGUGGCUACUUCUUUUUGAACUCACAAGUAAACACUGAUGUCAUUGUUCAAUUUAAUGGCAAUAAUUGCCAAUAUACGUGCAAUAUAUUCACUUCUGCCUGAGCCUACUUUUUAAACGUCUUUUGGAUAAGAAACUAUGACCUCAUGUAAGCUCUAAUGGAAUGUUUACAGUUAGUUUUCAUAUUUGUUUUGCAGUUUAGCUCCAUUUUAAAAUACUCGCAUGAACUCUGAAACAUAGUCCUCUUCAAACUAGUGAUAAGAAAAGUUGACUUAUCAACAUGACAAGUUGAAAAUCAUUUUAAAUGUUUAUUCUAGCCAAAAAUGAAGCCUAAUCUACUGUGCUUUUUCAGAAUGUGGGAUGAUUAGGUUACCUCCUUCAUUUAAGUUAAAAAUAUUCCAAUAGAAUUUUAUGAGCAGAAGUAGUAUGCAAUUUGUGGUUACUACUGUGUAUCUUUUUAAGGUAAAUUGUUUACAGUAGGAUAGCUUUUUUUAAUAUGGAGGUAGACUAGAUUUAGCUACACAAACAAGUUUAUGGAAAUAUUGCACUUCCUAUAUGUUUUUUCUAAAUAAAGUAGAAAGUAGCAGCCCUAUACUAUUGUGUAUUUAUGGUUCAACAUAUUGUUCUAUAAAAUGGUUUGAAGGGAGUUUAUCACUGGACAGUAACAAGAUUUUUGCCCAAAAUGUGGGUGUAGGGAACAAAUCAACACGUACAAGUUUAUACAUUUUUUUUUUCUUCUAAGCAUCCUAUCCAAGGGAACCAAAAUGUAGAAAAAUUAUUUUAAGAAAAUUGGGCAAAGGCUAUGCUGAAUGUUUGUUUGAAAAAGAAAAAUCAUUAAAUACUCACAAAAACACUAGUUCAUGCCAGACUAUUCACAAUUAUAACAUUGCUAAUGUAUCAAAUAGUAGCAGGAUAAGGUCAUUUGAACUCUAAGCAUGCUCUGCUGUUUACAACUCUGGGAGGAAAUUUGUCCUCAUCUCUGUCCUAAAUAUACAACCUUCUUAUUUUUUCCUGAGGCUGAAACCUAGUUUUAAAUUUCACAGUUGUGAUAAACACCCUUCCAGCACCCACUUAAUGUUCAUGGUAAAGAAUAUUCGUUUCAGUUGGAUAGCUGUCAUUCUUACAAAUUUUGAAGAAAAGAGGAUACACACACACACACGCACACACAUUGGGUAUCAUUAUGGCAAAAGUACUAAAUGGUAACUGUUAGGCUUAAUCGCGUAAACUUCUUUGGUGAGGAAGAGAGUAAUUUAUAAUAUUUUUCUACAGAAUUGUCCUUUUGUUUUCUGAGAAAUUUCUCAGCAAUAUGUUUGUUUACUCUAAAAAUACAAUUAAAGGUGUUUUUUUUCUUUU
Molecule: messenger RNA, 6289 nt
Organism: Rhincodon typus (whale shark)
Lineage: Eukaryota; Metazoa; Chordata; Chondrichthyes; Orectolobiformes; Rhincodontidae
Product: protocadherin-8-like
Exons: 4
Coding region: 1847-4957 (1036 amino acids)
Biological process (GO): homophilic cell-cell adhesion
Cellular component (GO): plasma membrane
Molecular function (GO): calcium ion binding
Source: RefSeq, a predicted model, not a curated record